Messenger RNA from Stylonychia lemnae, 546 nucleotides. Lineage: Eukaryota; Ciliophora; Spirotrichea; Sporadotrichida; Oxytrichidae. The record is from the annotation of a GenBank genome assembly.
AUGCUUGUAGGCACAUUUAUUGCCUUUGAUAAGCAUAUGAACUUAGUGCUUGCUGACACCGAAGAGUAUAGAAAAAUCAAGCCUAAGAGACCCGAAGAUAAGGAAAGAGAGCAAAAGAGGGCUUUAGGUUUAGUAUUGUUGAGAGGUGAAAAUAUUGUCACAAUGAGUGCAGAAGCACCUCCAUCGCAACCAGCCAGAAGAAUAGGAGAAGGAGCAGCUAUGGGAGGACCAGGCAAAGCUUAACCAAUGGGAAGAGCAGUUCAAAUAACUCCAUUAGGAUAAUAACCACCUCCAGGCUUGGCAGGACCAGGCAGAGGAGUUGGAGCUCCAGGCAUGAUGCCACCAAUGGGUCAACAAUAGAUGAGGCCACCUAUGCCAGGUCAAGGUCCUCCAAUGAGAAUGCCACCUCCAGGCAUGAUGCCACCACCAGGAAUGGGUCCCCCUCCAGGUAUGAGAAUGCCUCCUCCAGGUAUGAUGCCUCCACCAGGAAUGGGACAUCCUCCAGGUAUGAGACCACCUCCUCCCUAACAAAGACCCCCGUAAUGA